Gadus chalcogrammus (walleye pollock) is the source of this 1182-nucleotide messenger RNA. It is a transcript of the gene atp1b1a, whose product is annotated as ATPase Na+/K+ transporting subunit beta 1a. Gene Ontology annotation, biological process: sodium ion export across plasma membrane; potassium ion import across plasma membrane; intracellular sodium ion homeostasis. Gene Ontology annotation, cellular component: sodium:potassium-exchanging ATPase complex. The transcript is spliced from 6 exons. Gene Ontology annotation, molecular function: ATPase activator activity. The record is from RefSeq and is a predicted model, not a curated record. Bases 195 to 1100 code for a protein of 301 amino acids. Lineage: Eukaryota; Metazoa; Chordata; Actinopteri; Gadiformes; Gadidae.
ACUUAUGACUGGAGUUUACAGGGCGGAGCUAGUCACCAUAAGAGAUAAAUUGUGUGGGGUACAAUAGGUAGAGUCGGGGACGACACGGUUCUUUUACGUUUUCCUGUGCGCGGACUGUGUCAGUGGUCGGCGCGAAAAACUAAACUCUUCUCAAUCCGAUUUAAUUGAAAAGUGAAUCCAAAGAGGACUGUAACAUGUCGGCCAAUAAAGAAGCCGAUGGUGGAUGGAAGACGUUUGUGUGGAAUUCAGAGAAAAGGGAAUUUCUUGGACGGACUGGAAGCAGUUGGUUUAAAAUCUUACUCUUCUACCUUAUAUUCUACGGAUGUCUGGCCGGCAUCUUCAUCGGGACCAUCCAGGCUCUGCUGCUCACGUUGAGCAGUUACACGCCCACCUACCAGGACCGAGUCGCACCCCCAGGUUUGUCGCACACCCCGCGCUCUGAGAAGUCUGAGAUCGCCUUCAACAUGUCCGACAAGACCACGUACGAGAAGUACACCAAGUCCAUGACCAACUUCCUCGAAAAGUACAACCCCGACCUGCAGGUGGACGCGGGAAAAUUUGAUGACUGUCCAGGCACGCCAUCCGCGCCAAUAAAGCGCAGGGACCUGGAGACAGACAAGACCAUGCGCAGGGCCUGCCGCUUCUCCCGCGACCUGCUGGGGGUGUGCUCCGGUGUAACGGACCCCACCUUCGGCUUCAAGGAAGGCAAGCCCUGCCUCAUCGUCAAGCUGAACAGGAUCGUCAACUACAUCCCCAGGCCCGUACAAGACAACGCGACCCUGUCCCCGGCUGUUCUAGCCAGACAGAGGCCCAACCUGAUCCCUCUGCACUGCCAAAACAAGAGAGCAGGGGAAGAAGACCUAGUCGGCGAGAUCAAGUACUACGGCUUCGACGGCGGCUUCCCGCUGCAGUACUACCCCUACUACGGCAAGCUGGUGCACCCCCAGUACCUGCAGCCCCUGGUGGCGAUCCACUUCACCAACCUCACCAUGAAGACGGACGUGCGCAUCGAGUGCCGCGUGUACGGCGACAACAUUGACACGAGCGAGAAGGACCGCUACCAGGGACGCUUUGACGUGAAGAUAACCAUCUCCUUAUGACCCCCGACCGCAAGUGCCCCCGCCCAGUCUCCCGCCGUGCCCCUUCAAACACAGUUCUAGAAAUUAAAAGUAAAAAAUAAAA